Dictyostelium purpureum is the source of this 797-nucleotide messenger RNA. RefSeq lists its product as uncharacterized. Bases 248 to 493 code for a protein of 81 amino acids. NCBI's taxonomy places the organism in Eukaryota, Evosea, Eumycetozoa, Dictyosteliales, Dictyosteliaceae. The transcript has 2 exons. The record is from RefSeq and is a predicted model, not a curated record.
AUAAUUUUCUAUACAUAUACAAAGAAAAUCAAAAUCAUAUCCAAUAAAAGCUUUCAACAGUAAAUCUCAUAAAUAAUUCAAUACACAACUCUAACUACCUUCUAUUUAAAUACAAUAAUAUUUAAUAGAAAAAAAUAAUAACAAAUAAUUUUUUGUCUAUAUAAACAAUAAUAAUUUUUUUUUCAAUUCAUUCAAUUCAUUCAAUUUAUUAAAAAACUUUUUAUUUUUUAAAAUAAUAUAUUCCAAAAUGUCCUCAAUUUUUGACUUUUUCAAAUCACCAAAAAAUACUUCAUUAUCAAGCUCAUUAGAUUCAAUUCAACCACCACAAUUAUCUAAAUCUGCUUCAAACUCUCCAUCUUUAAACUCUUCAUCUGAAAAUGCUUUCAUGAGAACAACCUCAAGCCCAUCCAUUGAUAUUCCAAAUGCAAGUAACAAAGACAGAGAAUCCUCUUACUUUAGAAUGCUCCAAGUAAUUGAAGGAAGUUCUUUCUAAAAACAAAAAAUUUAAAAAAAAAAAAAAAAAAGAAAAAAUUAUAUGUCAAAUGUCUUAUGUAUAGUAUAAGCAAAGAGCUCAAGUAUUUUUAUUUUUAAGACAAGUUUUCAUAAAUCAAUUCAUCAAAUUUUCAAUUUUAAAAGACACAAGUAGAUUGUACCUUUUUUCUUCAAUAAUUUUAACUAUGUUGGUUAUAAAUAAUAACAGUAAUCUUCUUUUUAAUUGUCGCUUUUGACAAACCCUGUAAAUAAUAAAAAAACCCUGUAUAUAACAAAAAAAAAUAAAAAUAUUUCAUCAUUACACC